AUGGACCCUUAUCUGGGCAUCUUCUUCCUCACUCCCUUCUUCCAGUCCUGCUAUGCCUGGUCAGUGAAUAAUUUCCUGAUGACGGGCCCCAAGGCCUAUCUCAUCUACUCCAGCAGUGUGGCGGCGGGGGCGCAGAGCGGCAUCGAGGAGUGCAAGUUCCAGUUCGCCUGGGACCGCUGGAACUGUCCGGAGAGGGCACUGCAGCUCUCCAGCCACGGCGGGCUGCGCAGUGCAAACAGAGAAACAGCCUUUGUCCACGCCAUCAGCUCUGCGGGUGUCAUGUACACACUGACCCGGAACUGCAGCCUGGGGGAUUUUGACAACUGUGGCUGUGACGACUCCCGCAAUGGACAGCUGGGGGGACAAGGCUGGCUGUGGGGAGGCUGCAGCGAUAAUGUGGGCUUUGGGGAAGCUAUUUCCAAGCAGUUUGUGGAUGCCCUGGAGACUGGACAAGAUGCCAGAGCUGCUAUGAACCUGCAUAACAACGAGGCAGGUAGAAAGGCAGUGAAAGGGACCAUGAAGCGGACUUGCAAAUGCCAUGGUGUGUCGGGGAGCUGCACCACCCAGACCUGCUGGCUGCAGUUGCCUGAGUUUCGGGAGGUGGGCACUUACCUCAAGGAGAGGUACCACAAAGCCCUGAAGGUGGACUUGCUGCAGGGAGCAGGGAACAGCGCUGCCAGCCGGGGUGCCAUCGCUGAGACCUUCAGUUCCAUCUCCAAGAAAGAACUGGUCCAUUUGGAAGACUCUCCUGACUACUGCCUGGAGAACAAGACGCUGGGGCUGCUGGGCACGGAAGGCCGGGAGUGCCUGAAGAGGGGCAAGGCACUCAGCAAGUGGGAGAAGCGGAGCUGCCGGCGGCUGUGCGGGGACUGCGGGCUGGCGGUGGAGGAGAGGCGAGCCGAGAUGGUGUCCAGCUGCAACUGCAAGUUCCACUGGUGCUGCGCCGUGCGCUGCGAGCAGUGCCGCAAACGGGUCACCAAGUACUUCUGUGUCCGCAAGGAGAAGCGCGAGCGGAGCGGGGGUGGCGGAGCCAGCCGCAAGCUCAAGAGAAAGCUCUAA
Messenger RNA from Agelaius phoeniceus (red-winged blackbird), 1059 nucleotides. RefSeq names its product Wnt family member 8B (gene WNT8B). Lineage: Eukaryota; Metazoa; Chordata; Aves; Passeriformes; Icteridae. Gene Ontology annotation, biological process: neuron differentiation; multicellular organism development; canonical Wnt signaling pathway. Gene Ontology annotation, cellular component: extracellular region. The record is from RefSeq and is a predicted model, not a curated record. Gene Ontology annotation, molecular function: frizzled binding; cytokine activity.